Molecule: messenger RNA, 1158 nt
Organism: Scomber scombrus (Atlantic mackerel)
Lineage: Eukaryota; Metazoa; Chordata; Actinopteri; Scombriformes; Scombridae
Product: acidic mammalian chitinase-like
Exons: 8
Coding region: 1-1158 (385 amino acids)
Biological process (GO): carbohydrate metabolic process; chitin catabolic process
Cellular component (GO): extracellular region
Molecular function (GO): chitinase activity; chitin binding
Source: RefSeq, a predicted model, not a curated record
AUGCGGAACAAUCUUCAAUGCAUUUCUUUCUUUUCCUUAAAAGCAGCAACCACAACCAAACUGGUUUGUUAUUUUACCAACUGGUCACGGUACAGACCCGGUGUGGGCAAAUUUCUACCAGAAAACGUGGACCCCAACCUGUGUACACACCUGGUUUAUUCCUUCACCAUCAUCAACCAUGCUAAUGAGAUCACUGAGUAUGAGUGGAAUGAGAAAAGCCUCUACAAGUCAUUCAUUGAGCUCAAGAAGAGCAGCUCCACACUGAAGACUUUACUGUCAGUCAGAGAUGAGAGCGCUGGAUCUCAGUUCUCCAUCAUGGUGUCUGCUCCAGCUAACCGUCAGACAUUCAUUCAGUCUUCUAUCAGAUUCCUGAGGACUCAUGGGUUUGAUGGUCUGGAUCUGGACUUAGGAGAUGUUGGAUCUCAUGGAAGUCCUCCAUGGGACAAAAAGGGUGUUACUCUGCUCUGCAAGGGGCUUUGGGAGGCCUAUGAAGCUGAGAGUAAAGGACACAAAGACACACGAUUGAUUCUCUCUGCAGCUGUGACAGCAGAAACAGAUGUUUUAGAUAGAUUAUAUGAAAUCUCUGAGAUGUCAAAGUACCUGGACUUCAUUAAUGUGAAGACGUUUGGACUCCAUGGUGGUCAAGACGAAGUAACAGCCCACCACACUCCACUCUACACUGAAAACACAACUAAUAUAGAUCAUGUGAUGCAAUAUUGGAUGAAGCGUGGAGCCCCAGCAGGGAAGUUGUUGCUGGGUUUCUCCACCCACGCUUACUCCUUUACACUCUCCACCACAGCAACAGGCGUGGGUGCUCCAGUCAGCAGUCCUGCCAGCCCGGGGCCCUACACCCAGCAGAUUGGCCUCUGGUCUUACUACGAGACAUGCUCUUUCCUAAAAGGCACAUCGGUUCAGUGGAUUGACAGACAGGAAGUUCCCUAUGCUGUCAAAGGCAAUCAGUGGGUCGGCUUUGACAACCAGAGGAGCUACGAUGCCAAGGUGGACUAUCUGAGGAGGAGACAGCUGGGAGGAGCAGCUGUGUGGACUCUGGAUAUGGACGACUUCUCUGGACACUUCUGUGAACAGGGCAAAUAUCCACUCAUAUCACACCUGAAACAUAGACUCAGUGAAGGUGAGGCUACCAAGCUGAUCACUUAA